This is a messenger RNA of Esox lucius (northern pike), 978 nucleotides long. RefSeq names its product cerebellin 2a precursor (gene cbln2a). Bases 44 to 601 code for a protein of 185 amino acids. The record is from RefSeq and is a predicted model, not a curated record. The transcript has 4 exons. Gene Ontology annotation, molecular function: protein binding. NCBI's taxonomy places the organism in Eukaryota, Metazoa, Chordata, Actinopteri, Esociformes, Esocidae.
GGAGGAGAUCCCCCAGGACACCAUCCACCGUCUGAUCAGGAGCAUGCUUGUCGGAUUCAGUGUUGCCAUUUCACUGGGACAGAAUGACACAGAACCAAUUGUUUUGGAAGGAAAGUGUCUGGUUGUUUGUGAUGCGAACCCAUCUGCAGACGGAGCGCUGACCUCUUCCUUUGGGAUAUCUGUCCGGGCAGGCGGUGCUAAAGUGGCAUUCUCUGCACUCAGGGGAACCAACCAUGAACCUUCUGAUUUGAGUAAUAAGUCUCUGACAAUCUACUUUGACCAGGUAUUAGUGAACAUUGGCAACCAUUUCGAUCUGCAAGCGAGUGUAUUUCAAGCACCAAGAAGGGGCAUUUACAGCUUUAGCUUCCAUGUGGUGAAGGUUUACAACCGACAGACUAUUCAGGUUAACUUGAUGCACAACGAAUUCCCCGUCAUAUCAGCUUUUGCCGGCGACCAAGACGUCACUCGAGAAGCUGCAAGCAAUUCUGUCCUUCUACACCUGGAACGGGAUGAUAAACUCUACCUGAAGCUUGAGAGGGGGAAUCUAAUGGGUGGAUGGAGGUACUCAACAUUUUCUGGAUUCUUGGUAUUUCCACUUUAAUCACAAGUCUCAAAUCAAGUGCCUCUUCUUUUCAUUGAGGACGCUGGACACCCCUUCUCUGGAUGUUAAUGAUAAAAAAUGUAGUAGUAUUUUGGAGAUUUAUUCUGAAUUAUUUAAUUCUGUAAGGUUGGGAACUACUUUAUGUAUGAUAUAUAUAAUAGCCUGUGGCACCCAUUCUGCUACUAUCCAUGGUCCUGAAUCUACACAGACAGGUUCAGUAUCCGUAUGUGGUGCUGAAAUAGUAAACUGCAUCACAAGCACUUUGAGCCGACAGGUGGUUAAGUGAGCAUUGGCACUAGGGUCAAAGCUGUUGAUACUAUAACCAGGACCAUUCUGUAAAGAUGUAUACAUGUACUGGAAACCAAAAUAAAGAGAAC